This is a messenger RNA of Paramuricea clavata, 20385 nucleotides long. The record is from the annotation of a GenBank genome assembly. NCBI's taxonomy places the organism in Eukaryota, Metazoa, Cnidaria, Anthozoa, Malacalcyonacea, Plexauridae.
GAAAGAAUAAUGCUUUUUCCAGAGGAGUUAAAAUGCAAAAAUUAUUUCAACAGAUUUUUUUGCAUUCCAGAGGGGAAAAUGGAAAAUCCCUAAAAGCAGAGGUCCUUGACAGGGGGGGUGGGGGUGGAUUUUUAAAUCUAUAACCCAAUAUGGCGACCGACGGCAUUGUGCAAGAGUCGCUAGUCGAAGUUUUUGACUUGAUUUUGUUCAAUGUGGACAAAAUUGUUGACGAUACAAGCUUGGAAAAGUUGUUGGAAAUACUCGAGUUUAUUUAUAAUAAUCCGAAGGAAAACGAAAGUGUUCUAGAAGCUACAAUUCUGAGGUUUUUUGGUCGAGUCGAAAACGUUGAGGUGGAAUGUGGUGAAGCUACAGUCAGCUUUGCAUUGAGGCUAUCAGGGAUCAUGUGCAAUUCUAGUGAAGGAUUUCACGUAAUUUGUGGUGUAAACAACAUACUGGAGUAUUUAUUUCAUGAAAUAUUAACGAAAGAAAAGCUCUGGGCAGAUCCUGGUGUGAGAGAUUCGUAUUUUAAAGCAGCUUUGGGGAUUUUGAAGAGCAGUGAUGGUUUUCUAUGGAUACAGAAUUCAGGUAGACAUAUUUAGUGUUAGCCCUGCCCAUACAAGCUUCCCAUUUAGGCCAAGUAACAAAAAUCAGUAGUUUAUCGCAGAGACGGAUUUUCAUAUUUUUGUUUGGGGGGUGCUGCUGCUUGCUUUGGCAGGGGCGUGGUGGCAAUGCCCGGAAAGGCCAAGGAAAAAGUUUAACAAAAUUUGUUUUCUAGGCCUGCAUGGUGAGAUCUGAGACCAUAAUAUUGGUAAUUUUACAAAUUUGGUAGUAAGAAUAAUCAAAUAUGAAACUAUCAAAUCAAAAUAUAUGUAAUUUGCGGGGGUGCCAAAUGCCUUUGGGGGGGGGUGCAAAUUUGGGGGUGCGCAUCCCCCAGAAAAUCUGUGCCUGGUUUAUCGUCCAAAUUUUGAAAAAAAAGAGAACGUGGGUGCUUUUUUUUGUUAAACCUUCAAAUAUUGCUCUUAAAGUUUACCAAAUAACCUAUAAACACACACAAAUAUUGAAAUUUACUCAUAAAACGUAAAUAUAUUAAAAUAGACAAACAGCUACUAAUGCAAUAUGGUGCCAAAAUAACAAUAUGGCGCGAACAGCAGCGCGAAGGACCAAACAAGCAAACUAUGCCAAAAGGAGCAAAAUGGCCGAAAUAUAUAAGUGGAAAUUCUUUGAAAGGCUCGAAUAUAAAGACAUAAAAAAAAGAAAAAUCCAUGUGGCAGGGAAAAAGGAUGCGGGUGGGCGGAGACAAGAGAUUACUAAUUUUUUUACUUGGCCUUAUUGUUCGGAGUACUCUGGAUUUUCAGAGCGCUAAUGGAAUGGAACAGAAGACUGUUCUGACUACCCUGAUUUUCGAGUCUGUGUAUCGGUGUCUGCAUUAGAAUAGAAAUAUCGGUAUCGGUAAUUUUGUUGUUGAUAUUACCGAUAUAUUUACAAACUGUUAUUAAAAUUAAAUGGGUAAUUCCAGAAAACAUCCAUACCACCCCCACGGAGGAAAUUGGAAGUUAACCCCCCUACCCCCUUCGGAUGUCCUAAUACAUUUACUAUUAUCAGAAACAAUUUUGUCUCCCCUCCCCCUCCAGACGGCAGAAAUUUCCUCCGUGGGGGGAGUGUGGAUCUUUUCUGGAACGACCCAAUAUAAAUGAUUGGCUAUAGUUGUAGUUCAAUAUGGUUAAUAAAUAAUACUGGUAAAUGGAACAGCCUCCAGUGGUACGUUAUUAGCCAUUAGGACUGUUAACAAAUAUUCUUGUCCUGGAUUGGGUGGGCACUCGUUCCAUACAUGUUUUCAUGCAGUUUAACUUGUUUUAAUUAAACAUAAAGUAAAAUAUGGAACAAAGGUAAUGAAAAAUUCAAAUAUUAGGCCACUCCAAAGUAGACUUUAGUUUCCUGUCUAGUCCUUAUUUCAAAUUGCACACAGGCGAGUGGUCCAUUAUCCAUUAUGGUGUCUGAAAGAAUCUGACACAACUCAUUAUUCCAUGAAAUAGAUACAUGUUUUAAGCCACAUUUUCUGACUGUAGUAAAAACAACAUUUUCAGCCACAUUUUCCGACUGUAAUAAAAACAAACAAAAACAACAAUUUACGCUCUUUCAUAAAAUUUUCAACAAUUUUGUUUCGAUUUUUUUCAUAUUAUAUUGUAAAUAUGUAUUUCAUGAACGAUAGAUUAUUCGAAAACGGUGGAUUUUCGUUAUCCUUAAAAUUAAUCGUAAAAGUCAAAUGAUGGAAACAAGUUAGUAAUAAUGACAAAUCAUGUGGCCAGUUCUGGGAGAUUGCAGAAGCACCAAUCCAGUUGCUCAGACGAUUUGAUUGGCUUCCCUCUUUCUUAUAAUCCAGUCAGAGGCUUUGUGUACAAAUCGUUUGUGAAUUUUAACUUGGAAUUUUGUUUGCAUCGGUUGAAAAAUGGUUAAAGCAAUCUGCCUAUCAAAAUUGCAAUAUUGUGAGACAAUAUUGCAAUGUUGCUAGCAAGAGAACAUCCGGUUUGACUGUAAGUUUCUAAUAGUAUCUGUUUGUUUGCAGGUGUUUUACAAAAGGCCAUGGAGUGCUUGGUUGAUAGCAGUAUCUUUGUUGCAGAUUCUGCGAGAAAGUUUGUUGCAAAAUACUUAGUCUCUUUGUACAAUUCAAGUAUGGGUAAAAAACAUAAUAGCAGCCAAAUGGAAAAUGGUUUGCAAGGUUCAGCAAAACAUGAUUGCUUCAGAACAAAGACUGAUACUUUCUCGGUAGAAUUAAGAACAUGUCACAAAUGUAUUAUUUAUCAUUUGAAGCAUGUUGUUGAACAAUUACCAACAGGGUUAACAAGAACAAUGUCACGUCAAGUGUCCGUCACACAACUUUUGUUAUCACUGAUGGAAGAAGAUGCAAAAACCGCACAAGAAAUGUUGCAUCCCUCGGCAAUUGUGUUAUCUUGUUUUAAAAUGUUGAACUAUAUCAAUAAGGAUGAAUGUGGGAAAGUGAUCGAUGUCAUGUUUACUAUGCUAAAUAACACAAGGUAAGGCCUUGGUCAACAGGGGGGGGGGGUGCAAAAAUUUAAAUUUAUAUCUUAAAUGUUUGAGGUAUACUGCAUAUUGAAAUUUUAUAAUAGUAUAAUUUUAUAGUAAUAAAUUUACGUAUAAUAAUAGUAAUAAUUUUUUUUAAUUUGCAGUAAUAAUAAUAGUGAUAAAUUUACGUGGUGUAUCCACAAACAAAACUAUUAUAUGUUUUAUCGCCAUGCAAACAUACAAAGAACUUAUAUUGAAAUUUUGUUAUCAGUCUUAGACUAAUUUAAGUUUUGGAAUCAAUUGAUUUGAUACUCUGAUUGAAUAAAGCAAAUUCUUAAUUUUUGCUGGAAACAUCUAACAUUUCAAGUAUUUGAUAAUGAAAAUAUAAAUUAGAAAAGCAAUCAAAUAUUCAAAUGUGAAAAAAAUUGGUGGCAUUUAACAGGGCUGCUAGAUUGCUGAAUAAAUAAGCCAAAUAUUAUAAUAACCUUUUGUUUUCUUUGUUGGAAACAAAGAAAUCAAAGUACCGCUUAUAACAAUGUUUGGCUUAUUUAUUCACCAAUCUGGCAACCCUAGUAUUUAAAUGGAACCCAUUAAUGGUAUGAUUAUUGUGAAUCAAAAUUCUGACAGUUUGAAGAAAAAAUCCAACAUUGACUGUGUUUCAACAAUUUGAAUGGUUUUAAUGGGAAUACAUUUUGAAAAGAAUAAACCAUUAAUGGGUUGUAAUUAUAGCUUUUUUAACAUUAAUUAUUAAUGUUAAUGAUUUUUUAGAUGGGAAUUAUCAAUAUACCAUUAUAGAAAUGACUUUUUCCAUUCAUGGGUUUUUAAUUUUUUUUUCCUGUGAAUUUGUCAAUGGGUGGGUCUACAGGCAGGUAUCAAUAAUCUAAACCUAGACAGACUAGCAUGACAUUUUAUUCUGUAUAUUGUGUAGUACAUGGCAAAUCAACUGGAUGCUCUUACUCAACCUUCAAGACAAACAAGAUUUGUUUCAUGCCAUGUUUGAGUUUAUCCUGAUUCUUUACAAAAGAUUAUUUGUGUUUCAUUCAUUUCAACUCAUCCAAGGAGUGUUUCAUGCUGGACAGUCUCUGUGAGUUAUUAUUUAAUUAAUUGUGUUGUUGUUUGAUAAAUUUAUUGCCUAAGCCUAUCCUCAUGACUCAAAUUAUCAUUAAAACUUUGCGACUCAGAUAUGCUACUGUAUGGGAAAUAAUUGUUUUGUUUGUCACUGUCAAAAUACUAAAUAUUGCGACUCCAGUGCAGGGCUGCAGUUUCAGUUUCUGCCAGAGGGCCGAUAGUCGCAUUUUUUGCAACUGCUCUUGGUUACGGUAGUUCUAAUAAAUGUAUAAAAAUUCCACUCAGAAUUUCCAUCUACAAAAUCUCUUCAACAAUUAGCUACUGUAUAUAAUGUAUAUAAAUUAUCCAAAUACUCCUGUUAUGGAGUAGGGCUGUGCGCCGGAGCAGGAGGAGCCAGAGCUCCGGCAUUUUUUUUUCCGGGAAAAUUUUUUUGGAAAACUCCGGCAAAAACUCCAGCAGACAAAAUUAUGAAAAAAUAUUUCAUAUUGCAAUGCACUUUUGUUAAUGGAAAAAUUAAGUUGAAUGAUUUGGAGUUACUGUCAAAUUUAAUUACUUUACUUACCACGAUCCGAUUCGUCGCUUCCAAAAUUCUCCAAGCGCAUUGCUGGUAUCACUUUUGAUACAAAAAUCCGCUGACCCUGAUGUAUUUUGGGCGAAAAUACCACGCUGCCAUGCGGUUUUACUUUCUACAAAACAUUGUUUAAUUUAAAAACAAUCACCAAAGCAUGUAUAUUUGAUACAGUAUGUAUAGGAGAAAGCUCAAAAAGGAAUAAAAUAAAUUCUGAAAUUACACCGAAAUAAUUUUGCCUGCUUUUACUUUUAAAUAUGAAAUUUCCUUAAAAUUUCCUUGCUGGAGCAGGAGCCGGAGUUUUGACUUCCGGAGGUAAAAUAACCGGAGUUUGCACAGCUCUAUUAAGCCUGGUUCACAUAUAUGCCUGCGACGUACCGGCGACGUACCGGCAACGAUACGGUGGUAGCUUUAAUUAAAAUGUAAAUUAUGUGAACAUUUGUUCGACGAUUGCCUCCAGUGCCUCAGUUACAUCGGCGGUAGGCCGGGAAAGUUGACUUGAGCUCAACUUUGCCGGUAUUUCGGCGGCAAGUAGAGGCAUCAUGAUACAGUCGCAGGCAUACCGCAGGCAUAUGUGAACCAGGCUUUAUGGAGUGAGAUGCCCAAAUUCUGAUAUCUGUAAUCAUACCUACAGUAUACAAGUACACUUAAAAUAGCCGGUAAAUUUAAUAAGCCGGUAAAUUUAAUAAGCCGCUGGACCUUCCAAAUUUUUUUCGGGGCCUGCUUGUACUCUGUAGUGAAGUUGAUUUCGCUUCAAUUCUUGAAUAUAGAAAGUUUGAUGAAUCUAGCUUGUGUGUUCUGUUUGUGUUACUCACGUUUCCUGUUCAUGCGAAAUUGCACAAGAUGGAGGAAAGUAGCCGUGUGGAAUGCCACGACGUAAAAGAUGUGGCCAAGGAAUUAUUGUUAACAAAUUGCUCGGUAUGUGAAAAUAUCUUUAUUGCACUGCUACAGUAUAUAGUAACUGUUCUCUUCUUAUUUAGUUUAUUUUUAAAUGUAGUAAAUCUGUUUGCAGACCUGCCAAGUCUCAUGAUUUGUUCUUGAGACUCACGAUUUUUUAUGCUAUCUCACAAUUAAUAUUAUUUCACGAUUUUCGGAACUUAUGAAAUCAUCAAAGAGCGCAACAUCUAGUUCAGUACAAAAAGGCACACUCUUCCAAGGAAACAUCACACUUUAUUAGUGUAUUAAUAAUGCGCAAUGUACAACACCAGAAUUUUGUAUGCGUGAUGUCUUGUUACAAAGUAAAAGGUGUGUCCUGCUAAGUUUAUUGUCCUGCUAGUCCUAAUAUUACUCGUAGUUUUCUUGUUUUUGUACAGUGGAAGCUUAAUUAACUAAAGCCAUAAAGGAAAAAACAGCCUAUUUUUAAUAAGCCUUGCUUUUACGGUUAUAUUAACAAAAUAUAAAUGCAUACUAUCAUAAAAUUGAAUAUCUAUUGAUUAUUUUCUAGUGGUUAAAGUUAACCUUGGUCAUAUUAAUGAGCAAACCUGAAAAUUUCUAAGUCUCAAGAUUUUUCAGUCAAUCUCACGACUUUUUAGAUAGCAACUCACUAUUUCUGCUACUCAAGGGUUGGCAGGUCGGGUCCUGGUUGUCUAAAAAUGUAAUAUAUAAAUUUACGUUCAAAUAUUCCAUCUAGGUACUUUAAAACUGUAAACUGUAAAGCUGGUUACAAAUUGGAACAGCAGGUUUUCUACAGUAUGACAAAAAAUAUUUGGCGAAGUAAUUUGAGCACUUGCGUGUAGUUGGUUUUUCCCUCCCCUCUGUUCCCCUUGACCCCUCCUAAACCCUCAAAAAAGAAAACGGACUUUAGGAAAGUCUAGUCAGUCAGAAACCAAGGAACUUGUCAUAGAAAAUUAACAAAAUUUGCUGUAAUUAUGUGCACACAUGCAAUUAGAAAUAAAACUAGCCAUAUUAAAACUUGACAUGGAAAACCUGUUUAUCUGUAACCGGCUUAACUGUGGUAUAAUAUUACCAUAAUUACAGUAUAUGCUGAUUUCUUUGUUUUUAAUUGGUAGACUAACGACGGCUACAAGAUUGUUCAUCAAAUACUAAAUGGGACAUGCAAGGAGUUUCUUUCAAAUUCUGCUGUGGCUCAGUCUUUGAUAGUUACAACAGAUGUUAUUUGUGACAUGAAGGUACAGUAGAUUGAAGGUUCUGUCCUGAGUUGUUAAACCAUGCCAAUGUUUAAUUUGCGAACACUUUAAGUAUUUGUUAGUAUAGUAUGCGGAGUUAGAGUUUAAUAUAAUUCUGAAAACUUGGUCUGACAAUAUGUUGGAUCAACCCACGUUUUGGUCGUAUAUGACUGGACACCAGGGGGCGGAUCUACCAUGGCGGGUGUUGCGCACGCCUGUAUAGUGGUGUCCAGCACCUCCGUAGAGAAGUCCAGCACCACCCUAAAGAAUCUGAUCGGAACUUCUACUGUUAGCGUGUGUCGAUUUUUUGAAACGAUUUAAUUGAUUUGUGGGCUCACAAGAAAAUACUCACAAUGCUUAGUUAAAUAUCAUGGUUAAAUAUGUAAACAUGUCUAGGUUGUUAUACAGCCAUAUUUUCAAAUAUACUGUUCUGUGCUAUACAGCAACUGUCCAUUCACGCAUACCUGAUAAAAAGCCGCCCGAUAUAAACUUUAUAUACAAAAGAUAAUGUAAAACAUAACAAAACGGCGAUUUGCAUGCAGAUUUGGCCGUAUCAUAUAAUGGUAAUGUUGGGAUGGUGGCGUUGCAGACUGCAGAAGAGAGUGGGGCAGUAAGGUUCCCUCAUGCACCACCGUAUGGAAAACCUGCACCCAUCCUUGCAGACGAGGCUAGAUCCUGUACUGUACAGAAUGUACUUGGAGAUAGUUUCUAAUUACUCAUGAAUGAAUGGUUAUUAACCACAUGGCAUUUCUUUGCAGUUUCAAAGCUAUCCACGACUGGCUGGAUUUGUUCAAGUAUGGUGUAAAGAUGUCAUAGAAUUUCUUAACGAGCAACCUGGCGACUACUUCAGAGGAAAUACUCUAACAAAGUUUUUUAUCAAGGCAGUCACUAUGUGUUUUGAUCGAGGUCUUUUUGAUGGUUAGUUGAAAUUUCUUUCUAAACAUUUUCAUUUGAUGUUAUCUUUAUAUAUUAUUACACACCACACAAAAAGAAAUCCCCCCUAAAUAUAUCAGCAUAUUAACUACUAAACAAGUGCGUCCCUGAUAAUCACACCUAGCACUAAUUAAGCUUGGUUUCCAUAUGGUUGUAACUGUCAUAAAGAUUGAGUCACGAUCUUUCUCAACGGCCAGAUUAUAUAUAAUUGUUUUACUGUACUUGUAAACCACAUAUAAAUCAUAACUAUUCUCCAUUUAUAAUCACUUUGCCUAUUAUCAGUGUUAAACUGUUGUAUUUCAGCUGUUGAGAAAGGUCGUGACUCAAUCUUUACGACCGUUACUACCAGAUGGAAAGCAGGUUUUAGACCCAUGGUACUGUAGUUGCUUAAUUUGUGAAGAAUGGGGCCAUUCUAUAGCUUGAAAGAAUGAUUGCAUACAAAAAUACCCAAUUGCAAAAUUAACAAGAAUGACUUUACACAACGGCAUUGUUUAAUCAAUUAAUAAUGGAUGUAACCACCAGGCUUCUCGAUCACCUCCAGGCAUCAUCUCUUCAUACGUUGACGAGUCUGCUCACCCGCCGUUGAGGUAUAGCCAUCCAUUCCUCCUGUAACAAUUGAGCCAAGUCAGCCAGAGUGCUGUAUUCUAUGAUUCGACAACAGACAGAGCACUUGAGUUGAUCGCAAAGAUGCUCGAUUGAGUUGAGAUCUGGCGAGUUCGAAGGCCACACCAUUCGUUCUAUGGCCUCCCCAACCAAGAAUUCAGUGACGCCCCUCCCUCUUUAUGCAUGGGUGGGCGGUAUCGUCUAUUAUUAUAUAGCAAUAGUCAAAGUCGCAUUUUUCUAGUGUUUUAUUGGUUGAGAGCAUAUCACGUGAGAGUGACGAAAUGAGGCUGUUUCCCUCGCAACAGCGCGAGAGAGGGAAACAAUACGUUAUCGACCGGCGAAUAACGAAAAAAAUCACGGGCGCCAUCACGUGAAGAUGCGACCUUUGGACAUGCCUAGUAAUUUAAACUUUCGCUUUAAGUAACUGCAGUGUUUAAUUUAACGUUUUAACAAUAAAAUAUUUCAUGUAUUUACGUUCAUUUGUUCUUUAAUUUGUUGUUUCUUUGCCUAUUGAUAUAUAAUAAAACACUUAUUUACUGAGACCUCGGGAAAGCAGUGUGUUUUGUGGACCCUCGACCGUCGAUGUUUCCCUCGGCUUCGCCUCGACACGAAAUGGGAAGUCCAGUUACAUUAGAUUACAUACAGAACCGAAGCUCAUUUAAUAUGCUAAAUCUUACUCCCUUAGUUUACUUAGACUAACAAUAAGCAAAUCCUCGACUUCGCCUCGGGAACAUCGACGGUCUCGGGUCCACAAAACACACUGUUUCCCUCGGUCUCAGUAAAUAAGUGAUAAUUGUUAUUUAGCUAGGGUGAACACCAAACGUGAUUGGCUGAUUUGUGGUCACGUGACUUCAGAUAAAUGCAAUGUACCGCUUGGACCAUGAAAUGAUUUCAUAUUAUUUGUGGAUAGAACAAAUGCUUUGUUUCAAGAACAAGCAAAUCAAAGAUGUCGCAUAAUUAGCCUUUCUCGCGGCCGAUUUUCCCGCCAUUUUGGGGGUACUGCCUCUCCCACGUUUGAGAGUCUCCCCACCACGAUCGAAAUGCGACUAUUUAGUAUUAUAGUUGUUUGUGUAAUGGUAAAUUUACAGUUACAACUUUUAAAAGUCGCUUUUCACGUUGUUUGAAUUGUUUAGAAUCUUUCACGAAGGCAGACAGUACCCCAAAAAUGGCGGAUUUUGGCCUUCGUGAGAAAUGGUAAUUGUUUCCUAAUUUUUGACUUUUUUAGAAGACGCCAUAUUUGAUGGGAAGAAGGAAUGCUACAGGCUGCUUGCAAAGCUACUGUCUUUAUCACAGGAUAGCAAGGUAUGUUUCUGUGAAUUUGAGAACCCACUAUUGUAAAAGUCACUGCUGUUUAAAGGGAUAUAACAGUAAAAAUUAAGUUUGAAUAAUUUGAUAGAACUUUUAAAAUUAAACGUAAAACUCUUUUACCGAUUUUUCAUGUCUUACUUAUUUCCUGAAAUAUUUCUACUGAAAACAAUGAGUUGUCCUCCAUGUUGGAUUGGUAGUUUUUGAUCUCAUUAACAGUAUUAAUGAGAUAAAAAACAGUGUUAGCCAUAUUAACAGUGGCGGCGCCAGGCUUCCAAAUUUGGGGGGGGGGGGCAUUUGAGGGGCAAACUCAAAUUUUGGGGGGGCAAGAUAGAAUUUUUAAAAGGUCGCCCCCCCCCCCCCUAGGAAUAUCGCCCCCGGGGGCGAAUAUCCUAGGAAUAUCGCCUCCCAGGGGGUGGGGCCAAGUGGUGUAUAAGUGGUACUUGACUGAAAACAAAGUAUAGUAAGUGGUACGUGACUGAAAAUAAUGUAGUAAGUGGUACGUGACUGAAAACAAAGACGUAUACCAGACCGUAAUAUUGGCGUACCUCCGGUACGCAACUACGCGAAUUAUCGCACCCUGACUGACUUCCUUGUAUUGUGUUUUUAAUUAGAGGAACUUGAAUUUGAAAAUAUGCGUUUGCAUGCCAUUCCGCAAGACAUCCCGCACGUGUUUCCGCCUUUUGCAUUCACCCACUUGUUUCAGAUAAGCCUGAUUGCGGUGCAAAACGAAGUUAGCCAUCGCUUUAUAUUCGUUGCGUAGUUUGUUCGUCAGUUAGUGUGUUCGGAAUUAAAAGCCUUGCUAUUUGUUUCAAAAAUGAUAUUCCUUUACUUGUUUUGCGCAUGCUCCAAGGCGCCGCACUGUAGCUUACACAUGCCAAAGUCGUUGACACACCAGACCUCGAUAUUGGACGGUUAUAUAUAUUAAAUAAAUAUAAAACAUUUUCCGUGUUGAUAUACAGUUCGAGUUUUCUCAAUUUCCACGAGUGUUGAUAUAACUGUAUAUCAAUGCGAAAAAAUGUUUUAUAUUUUUUUAUAAUAUAGCACAAAGAAAUAUAAAGAAAGAAAUUCUCCAUGUUGACAUUAAGUUAUAUCAACACGGCUCUUAGCCAAUCAACGUUCAGAAUUUACAAAUGCUUUAUUAUAAAUGCUAAUAUACUCCACUUAUGACAGUCAACCCCGCCCGCGGAAAGGACUAUAUAUCUGGCUCCGCCUUUGCAUAAACAUUACUUAUAUCCAAUUAAAUCAAUCCAAUAGGAACCGUUAAUGUCAUGUUUCUUUAUAAAAUCAACAUUCAGUCUCGAAAUAUAUAUUUAUUACAUAUCAGAUUUGAUUGACAGGCAUAUUGAUUUCGACCAAUGGGAAUUUUGCGUUGUGUGGGCAACGCGGAUUUCAUUUCUUGAUGUGUUGUCGGCAGUCCCUCCUUUCCUUUCGCAUGCCCGGAAAUCUAAACCCGCGGAAAGGAAGGACAACUACUACAUUCCAAAACCUACGCAGGCUAUCUAAAACCCGUCUGCCAUUGCCCACUCUUUCCUCAUACCUUUCCCCUAUUUAACUGAUUCAUAACCGUGUUCGAUCACAUUAUUUUGGCUUGCAUGCAUUCAGAGUAAAAGCUCAUGAAAGAAAGCAUGAUAUAUAGCCAAUAUGAAUCUACCAAAAGCGAUCUUGUGUAAACGUUUUCUGGGUUUACUCUUUUUGGUAACAUGUGUAUUCGUAUAUUGUGACUCAACACCGCAUAACCGGCGAGGGAAAUGGUUUUACCGCCAAAGAACUUUUGGCGUGCACAUUUGGGGUAGGCCGUUUACUGGCAACUGUAAUGACUCUCAAUGUACCGGCAAUAACACGGAAUAUAAAACCCACUUCGAUUGUUACUGUGACGAAGCUUGCUAUAAAAUUUUCUCUGAUUGCUGCCCUGAUUACGAAAAGCAAUGUGGCCAACAGGAAUUGCUCGAAACUAAAACAACCUUGUGGAAAUGCGUCGAGUUUGAUAUGAGGUAUUGGCAGAGUGAUUCGAUUUCAGGAGUGAAUGGAGUUUGGAUGAUUACCAAAUGUGCAGCAGAAUGGCCUUCUGACGAGCUGAGAACACGAUGUGAAAAUGCCUCAUCGAAACUCUCGUACCCCGUUGAGGACUAUAUCCCGGUUGUAGGAGCGAAUUCCCUGACGUAUCGGAACGAGUAUUGUGCUUCGUGUAAUGGCGUGAAAAAUUACACUACGUGGAAUGUUAACGUUUUAACAGAUCAUGCUAACGUCAUACCUCCAGAGGAUUUCUACCUGAAUGCUAAGCUGAAAUUUUUGGAGGAGAAUGGGGGGAGAGUUAGGUCUGUUGAACCCAGUAAGGGACAACCUCGAAGAUAUUGUUACGGAAGGAGAAAUUAUAGAGACGACUGUAUAUUAACAAACAGUUCAUCAUACAAGGCUUGUGUUGAAGGUCCUGUUGAAGUCGUUGGGAGAACUUUUUACUUUAAGAACAGCGCAUGUGCGAUGUGUAAUGGCUUGAGGAGCAGCGCAUGGAUCUAUUCUUUUGGGAAGUGGUUGCAGGUUGAGGUGCGUAGUUUCCCUGAAGGAUUUUUCAUGGUGUUCAGCUUAAGAAAAGCAAGUGGAAUACCAAAAACUACUCGAGUCCUGUACUAUUGUCCCUCUGGUACGGUUUAUGAUUCAACCCUAAAGGUCUGUCGCCCAGAAUACAUUACGCCUUUCCUGCAUAGUAUAAAUAUAAGCAACAAGUUUUACAUACAAUUAUGGUUCAAACCGUCUCGAGGAUGGACAAUAAUUGAUUCAAAGGUACAAAAUGAUUUUAUAUCAGCGUUAAUUUCUCGCUUUUCGCUGCAAGACAAUCAAAUUUCAGAAAUUACAUUCCACACGCAAAGCUAUGAUGUAUCGGGUUGGUUUAGUCUUUCAGUCGUUGCAACAUUUUAUUUAACAUUGACGUCAUUUCAAAGCUUAUUAAUGGAUAACCAACACAGGUCGAUCGUUAACGUUACAAACCAAAACACUGCCUUUUUGGAACUUUUAAACUUUACAGGAAACUUUACCCUAUCUUGGAAAGAAAAAUAUUUCUCUGUGAUCAAAGUGACUUCGUUACGACUUUCACACUGUCGCGAAGGUGCAUUUGUGCCAUUAAAUUCAGAAGAGUACGUGAUUUUCCCUAAUAUGACGGUUUAUCACAUUGUAACUGAGAGUGUUUUCAAUUUUGGCGAGUAUCUAAUAAGUGGGAAAAAAGGGACUGGCAACAUUCCUUAUACAACUCAGAAUUCUACUUUAUCAAGUAAUUCAACUAUUUCCGUUUGUUUACCGUUUAAAACCACCUUGAACACAACUGAAAUAAACUACAGUACAAGCUCGACAAGUUACGCGCUACGUAUUCUGACAUUAAUUGGUUUCACUGUUUCGAUUAUUUGCUUAAUGUUACUUUUGAUAACUUAUGGAUUAUUCCAAGAAUUAAGGACAGUUCCAGGAAUGAAUUUAAUGAACUUAAGCUUGUCAACGUUGCUGUCACAGCUCGUAUGGUUGAUUGGGGCCAGUCAUUUUGCGGGGACGAAAACAUGUCACGUUCUGGCGAUGUUGGAACACUAUAUUUUUCAUGUAUCGUUCCUAGCAAUGUCCGUCAUCUCGUAUCAUUCUUACUACGUUUUCUCACAGCCUUUCGCUGGAAGAAUUGCCAACAAAUCUUGGCGGAGGUUUGUCAAAUAUUCAGUAUUCGUGUGGCUAGCGCCUGCCAUAUUUGUCGCAAUUUGUGUCACCUUGGACAAAACUGGAAUAUUCCUUGUGAACUAUGGGACAAACUGUUGGCUGGGAGCUGUAAACGCUGAGCUGUAUUUAUUCCUAUUACCUGUGGGUAUAUUACUAGUCUAUAAUAUCUUCACUUUCGUCCGUACAGCAGUCAGUUUGUAUCGUCAUGACAAGGAAAGACAGAGCUUACAACGCCAAGAAGGAAAACGAAAUCUUCUCAUCUGCACAAAACUUGUGAUGCUGGUCGGUUUUCCCUGCAUGCUGUUCACGUUCGUUGGCGUGCUGUUUCCCGAUGUAGAAGCAUUCGAAUACUUGUUUGUUGUUUUCGUUUGUUUACAAGGAUUGUACAUCGGAAUGGCAUUUCUGUUUAACAAAAAAACUCUGAAGCUUUAUAAAAAUCGGUGGAACAAUUGCUCCGGAGGAAAUGCACCUGCACCAACAUUUGAAAUGACAUAACGAAGUUAGUUUGCAAAUGUCCAGUGUACAUUAUUAAAGUUCCCAUAUGGAAUAUAUUCAAUUCCCCAUAGACGUACGAGAGGGAAAACAUUAGUUGCCCGACUUUCUUCCAUUUUGCCCGACUUUCUUCCAUUUUGCCCUAGUACCCUACUUAUCCAAAAAGUAUUUUCCAAAAUGCUGGUUCUCGCCUCUCGUUUCUUUCGCCUCGCAAAGAGCCUCUGGAACCAAUGGAACCAGGGUAUCAGAUAGCACUUUGAGCAAAAAUAUAACCUUCCCUUUACAAUUUAUUCGCAUUUGCCACAAUUUUUUCAGAACAUAGUGUGAAAUAUAUAAUCACAGAGAAAGAGUGAGUUUCAAAGCUUGCAGUGUUUAAAAUAGUUUCAUUAAUUAUUAAUUGUUAAACAUUUAUUAUAUGUUAUUUGUGAUUUAUUAGUAUCAUUGACAUUGUAGUCAGCCGUCCAUUCUGCAAAUGACGUUUUGCAAAAACAAUGUUUUCAGGUUUAGAUUAAAGAUUGAUUUUCACAAUCACUUUGAAAUGUAUUUUACUGUAAUGUAAGCUAUGGAGUAUUGUACUGACUAUUAGUUUAAUUUUGUACUAAAAGGAUGUGUGAAAUGAACACUAUGGUCACAUUUUCUUUAUAGGAUUUGCUACGAAACGGUCGCCAUUUUUGUUUUUCGCGGGCAGUAUUUCCAUUUUUCAGAACGGAAAUUUCUAGCCUGCGAAAACAGCCGCUACUUUGCUGCUCCUUUGCUGCUCCUAUUAAUAAAGUCACAUGCAAGCUAGGAAAUUUCUUCAAAUUUUCAAAAAGGAAAUUUGCAAAUCGAGUUUUCCUCUCUAAUAUAUAGUAGUAGCAGUUCUCCUGCCCUAAUUUUCACGCCCGCAAGUCCUCCCCCCAAAAAACCCAGAUGCUACGCAGGCUAAUCUGAUUAGCCUGAGUAUCAGGCCCUCUCUUAAAUGGGGGUGCAUAGAGGGGAAAAGAGGGACAAAAAAGCCAAAAUCCAGCUUUUCACCUGACUGCUCAAUCAAAAAAACAAAAUUUAGUCUGUCUUUUGAUUGGUUAGUACUAAUUAGAUUACACUACAAAUAAUAGCAGUUUUAACCAUAUUUAGAUUGUUGUUGUUCAGUUUGUGUGAAAUUGACAGAACGUUUUGAUUGGAUACUAAAGAUAACUUUACUGUGAGGAUUAGGUUUCUGGUAUCCAGCGGAUAUCGUAUCGUGAUACUGCAAAUUUAAAGUAUCGUGAUACUGCAAAUUUAAAGUAAUACGUUAUGAUGCUGCACACUAACCUGUGCCAUCAAUAUCCAUCUCCUCAAAGCCUUAAUCAUCAAAAUAAUCUUCCAGUGAGCUCACUUUUAUUGGUUCGUCCUGCAGUGUGUUCUCUUCAAUUUUGCUUUGAUUCAAUGUACAAUCAAGUUCAACAAUGCCGAAAUUAGCUAUUUUCCAGAGAUUAAUUGCCUGUAAGCUUACUCGAUUUACUGUACUUAUUUAUUUAUUUAUUUAUUUAUUAAACUUCGCCACUUACAACAAACAAGUGGCAGGGACACCACAACAGUAUACACCAAUUACAGUGGGCCCUUUAAAAAUUGCUAAAUUUUAAGAAUACAACACAAAACAACAUAUCGCAAAACAAAACUACAUCGCACAGAACAAAAUUGAACAUUAUGCAAUGCAAUGCAAUACAAUACAAUGCAAUACAAUGCAAUGCAAUGCAAUGCAAUACAUAGCAAAGACAAGAUUCAACUUCCACCGCCAAACUCAGGUGAUUAAAAACAUAUUAAUUACCUAACCUAACUCUUACCUAACUUUCGGGAUCCAUUGAUCUAGCAAAUCAACUUUUUCUGUGAUAAACAACGGACAAAUCGUCAUUUCCUUCACGGAUUUCCUUUGCUUGGCGGGUUUAUCUAAGCUUGACACUCCAGGCCUGAACGCCGCUUUAAUAUUAACCAAAGUGUCCGAACAAUCUUUUAGCAAGUAUUUGACUUUUCGUGAAUAUAUCCGCUCCUGGCUAACAAGAAGAUGACUUGACGUUCGCAAGGCAAUUGGCGUUUCUGGAUUGAGAAUGUCUUGAACAAUUGAUUGUAAAUUAGUCUCAAAUAUUUGAAUUUUGCCGAGCUUUUUCUCCCAAUGUACUGCGAGCCAUAGGGAGCUUCGUUUGGACAAGAUGAAGUCCAUUGCUUCCUAAAAUUGAUAAGUGCUGUAAAUGAUCAAUCAUAUUAAAGAACAUAUUUCAUGUAAGCACUUCAUCCCAGAAUAUAAACAGGAAAAAAUAACAUGAACCCAUCGCGUGCCAGCGGUUUCUCCUUGACGAGUAAAGUCGUCUGGUGUAAGACAGAGUAAAAUAAUAAAGUGGGCUCAAUGCAACUUUUAACAAAUAGAUAGAUUUUGCCCUUGUGUGUUCAGUUAUAGAUACACUGCAUAGAUACACGUAAUGUGGGAAGAAGAACACAAAUGUGGCUCACGAGCCGCCGAGGCGAGUGGGUCACUUUUUUGUUAUUCCCAUAUUAUGAUAAAUAAUGAAUGAAUUAGGGAGUUUGAGCAAGACAACGAAGUACGAAGACGAAGGCGUACUUGACAAUUUUUGCCGUCUGUACAUUAUCUUGCGCAUACUGAGUUGGACGUCACUGGUGGUUGCUCAGCGUGUCUUCCCCUGUGUCGCUGUUUAUGAAUACUGACCCUAAUUCUUGCCCUGACCCAGAAAAAAACAGCGAGACAUGAAACUAUAUCCCGUCUUUGUCCUUCUGCCUUCGUUCGGAACGAAGUUCACGACGAAUUUUGCCAAAAUAUUCGUUGUGAACGAAGGCAGAAGAACGAAGACGGGAUAUGGAUUCAUGUCUCGCUGUUUUGUCCUGAUCAGGGUAAGGACUUGGGUCAACAUUCAUAAACAGCUAGACAUGAAUCUCUAAUCUGUCUUCACCCCUGACCCUAAAGUCAGAAUGCGCAAGAUAAUGUGCAAGACAGGCAAAAAUUGUCAACCACGCAGUCGUCGUCCGACUUCGUUCUCUUGCUCAAACUCUCUAUUCUUAACGUUACCAUACAAAAUGGGUGAACCUCUAACUGGCAUUGCAAGUUACCUUGUUAUUUUACUUUAUUUUACCGAACAAUGUUCCUUGUUAAGGGAAACCAUAUUGUCAAAGGGUUAAAGUAUGUUGUCGAAUUUUACUUAAGAUCUGUUGCCACAAAAGCACUUGCAGUUCCAGAAUAUAUACUGCUAUUGUAAUUGUUUACUACAAUGCUUCAGGUUCUCUGUAUAAUGAAAUAACAAUUAAUUGAUGUUUCUCAUGUUGUCCAGUCAAUUUGUUAAAUCCAAGAUGGCGGCUGUUUUAUGAUAAUUUUUUUGUCAAAACAUUCAAUUUUAAAAGUUCAUUCAAAUGAAACAAACCAAACCUUCACCACAGCUCCUACGAUGGUAUUAAGAGAAUUGGCAUUUGUUCAAGAGUUACACAAGCAGUAAUUGAUGCGAUUUUAUUUGUCUAGAUAAUCAGUAGCUGUUUUGAAGGCAUCAAAAGUUUGUUCUCCAAGACGGAAGCUGUGUUUCCAUGCUAUGUGAAUAUUGAAACUUUAAAUAAACUUCUCAUUCUGCAUUGUUCUAACUCGUGUUGGGAUGUUCGAGAUUCUACUCUCAUUUUUCUUCGAUUCCUCCUUACGACUUUUAAUGGUAAGUUCUUUAUACCUCCCUUUCAUAAAUCAACGUAAAUAAAUAUUUAAUGAUUGUUGAAUAGUUUAGGUUGAACGUGAAAACCAGGGGCGGUCUAGCGUGGGGGGAGGGGGCAGGGGGUGCGCACCUGGUGGUGUCUAGCACCCUAUGCAGAUUCGGUCAUCUCAAAUAAUGGUAAUGUUGGGAUAGUAGCGUUGCAGACUGCUGAGGACAGCAAGGGAUGUGGGCAAUAAGGGGAGGAGGGGUUCACUCCUAUUUUCGUUACAUGUUUUCAAAUAUGCAUAUAUUUUUGAGAAAGGCUACGGAUAUUUUUCCAAGGUUGUGUAUUAAGAACAAGUCCAAAAAAGCUAAUAAUACUGUAAAUUGUUCGAAUGAAUGUAUGUAUGCGAAAUUGGUAUAAGAUUACUUCAUAAAGAUUGUUUUAUUUUAGGUGCUAAUAUUGAGCUAUUGUUGGACCGAAAGCUGUUGCUUUUAUUGUGGAAAUUAAUGGAGGAUAGCGAAAGUUAUGUCAGAGCAUGUUCAUUAUAUCUACUGGGGGUUCUGUCAACACAUGAUAGCGUAUGGAAACAUUAUUGUGAAACUAUCUCAUUAUCAGAGGUAAGGAAUAUUUUAUUAAUGUACUUUGGUAUGUUGCCGCCUUUCCAUUCUGGCUACUGGUGGCUAGUGAGAGCGCAAGUUGCUGAUGCAGCCUGCCUGUUUGACAAUUAGUAGGACUUAUUGGAGAGAGGGUUUACGGUAUUACGGAGAGGGCGUAUUAGGGAGGACUUCUAAUAGAGAGUGUUUAUUGGAGAGGAGGCUUAUUAGAGAGAGGCCUUUUUAGAGAGAGGGCCUAUUAGAGAGGGGGACUUACAUGUAUUAGAGAGGGGGACGUAUUAAGGAGAGGGCUUAUUAGAGAGAGGGCUUAUUAAAAAGAGCCCUUUUUAGAGAGAGGGUUUAUUGGAGAGACGGUUUAUUAGAGGGUUUAUUAGAGAGUGGAACGUAUUAGAUAGAAGGCAUAUUAAAGAGAGGACUUAUCACAGAGAGAGGGAGAGAGAGGACUUAAUAGAGAGAGGGACUUAUUAUUGGGAAGAGGGCUUUAUUUGAGAGCGGGCUUAUUAGAGAGAGGGCUUUUUAGAGAGAGGGGUUUAUUAGAGAGAGGGAUUAUUAGAGGGGGACAUAUUAUAGAGGAACUUAUUAGGGAGAGAGAGCUUAUUAGGCAGAGGGCUUAUUUGUAAGAGGUGUUUAAUAGACAUUUAAAAAGUAAUAACGUUAGAAGGAGACAGAUAUUUUAGUUGACAGGAGUGUAUAAUUCUUCAAUGAACUUUGAUUCUUCCCCCCCCCCCUCCCCCCUUCUUUUCAGAUUUGACUCUUUUCCCCAUAUCUUUACUACAUCAGUCUCAAAGGCCUGUACCUAAUACUGUGACAUAGUAUAUUUGUCCCCUCCCCAAGAUAGAAUAAAAUACCAAAAUUAUAAAUUAGCUAGUUAUUUAAAUGCUUUAAAUUUCGAUCAAAAUCAGGAAAAAAUUAGAAAAAAUCAUUUUGGAAAGUGGAAACACUGAUUUUCACGAAUUAACAACGGAAAUUUUCUCUUCUUUUCCCUCUGCCUUUCCAUUUUUUCUACUCUUCUUUGAUUUUCUUCCCUAGCCCUAAGACCCUUUGAUUCUUUCCCCCCACCCCAGGGGCGGGGGGGGGGGAUUAUAGAAGAAUAUGCACCCCUGUUAGUUGAUGAGAAACGUGAGAAAGUAUCUCAGUUGUAAUAAUAAAUUGAAACAUACUUGUUUCGGUACGAACUUGUCCACACUAUGAGACUCAAAGAUUCACGCAAACUGAAUACAGAAGCACCACAGUAAUUUUCGAACUUUUUCUGUAUUACUAGGAGGAAGUGCUGAAUUAUAUUGUGAAUGCAUUUGAACAAGAGGAGGCCGCAUUUGCCCGUCGUGCUACGAUAGACAUCUUCAGUUUCUGGCUGGAUAGAAAACACAACAUAAUAUUGAUGCAUUUGAAAGAUAAAUCUUUUACACCUGUUGACAAAGUGCUUAAUAAAGCUAGCCAAGAUUUUGACUGGGAAGUUAAACUUUGUGUUUUGAAUUUCUGGGAGACCAUGCUUCACCACUAUUGUGACGAGGACAAGAAAACAUUGAGUUGUAUAGAAAGCGGUUGUUUAAAUGAGAUAAGCACGGUUAUACUCGGUGCAAUAACAGACUGUGAUCAACCUGUCCGAGUGAGAGGUCUUGCUCUUCUGGAAGAAUUGAAGACACAUCUUGUUGGGCUGCUUGAAAAUGAUGAAUUACAUUACAACGGCUCGGUUGAUGAGUUGAACGAUUUCAUAUUACAGACAAAAAAAGACAGAAAUUGCUCUCUUCUACAGACGCUUUUGGCUAUUGAUUUCUCCGAAUUUGCCGCUGAUUUCCAGGUAAGCAACUUGUUAGAAGAUCCAUUUCCUUUCUUCAAGGACAUAUUAGCAGCUGCCUCAGAGAAUAAAGACAAUCUGUUAGAUUGUUAUUAAGCUAUUUCGAGAGUUAAUUCAUGUUAAAAAUAAUUGCAACGUAUAAUACUUUUUGUUUGCGAGAACACCACGUAAAUUUAAUACUGCAAAGCAUUCGAUCCGUAAAGAUCGAAAGCAAGCUGCAAAGCUUUCGAUCAUAUUAAAAUCUGCAAAGCUUUCGAUCAUAGUAUUAGCACUGAUGAAGAUCCGGGCUUACGGAGUAAUACAUUUAUACGUGGUGUUUCCACAAACAAACAAAAAAAUAUUAUAUGUUUUAUCGCCAUGUGCAAACCUACAAAGAACUAUUAAUUGCAACGUACUUUUUGUAUAGCUACCUUUCAAAAUCACCUGUGAUCAAAGAUUACUGCAAAUAUUCUAAGUGUGUUCCAUAUUAUAUGUCGCGAAAUUAUCUGCUGGUAAAUGAUUUUAAAGCAUUAAAUUCAUUAUAAUUUGGGG